ACCCCGGCGGGAGCCGGGAGCCGAUUUCUGCCGCCGGGACGCCGGGGAGCCGCCCGCCGCGGCGCGGAGCCUUGGAGGAGCGGGCCGGGAGCUGAGGGGGGCGGAGGAGGCGGAGGCGGAGGCGAGCGGGGCGCCGAUGGAGCGGGCGCUGGGGCUGCCCGCAGAAGAGGACCUCUUCCACAAGAGCCUCGCCGCCUCGGCCAAGCGCAUGGAGUCCGCCUUCCGCUCGCCCCCGGGGCUCGACCUCUCCCACCCCCGCGACCGCCAGCCCUCGCCGCUCGCCUGCUACGAGGCGGCGGAGCCCGAGGCGCUGCUGCAGCCCGGCGUCGGCGGCGACCCGCUGGCGCUGCCGCCGGGCUCCGUCUGCGUCAAGUACGGCGAGAGCGCCAGCCGGAGCUCGGUGGCCGAGAGCAGCGGCGGCGAGCAGAGCCCCGACGACGACAGCGACGGCCGCUGCGAGCUGGUGCUGCGCGGCGCCGGGGGGGACCCGCGCGUCGCCUCGCCGGCUGCGGGCGGCGGCGGCGGCGGCGGCGGGGGGGGCGGGGGGCUGAAGGCGGCCGAGGGCGGCUGCUCCAACAGCCACGGGCACGGCGGCAGCAAGAAGUCCAAGGAGCAGAAGGCGCUGCGCCUCAACAUCAACGCGCGGGAGCGGCGGCGGAUGCACGACCUGAACGACGCGCUGGACGAGCUGCGGGCGGUCAUCCCGUACGCGCACAGCCCCUCGGUGCGGAAGCUCUCCAAGAUCGCCACGCUCCUCCUGGCCAAGAACUACAUCCUGAUGCAGGCGCAGGCCCUGGAGGAGAUGCGGCGCCUCGUGGCUUAUCUCAACCAGGGCCAGGCCAUCUCGGCCGCCUCCCUGCCCAGCUCCGCGGCGGCGGCGGCUGCGGCGGCGGCGGCGCUGCACCCCGCCCUCGGCGCCUACGAGCAGGCGGCCGGCUACCCCUUCAGCGCCGGGCUGCCCCCCGCCACCUCCUGCCCGGAAAAAUGUGCCAUUUUCAACAGCGUCUCCUCCAGCCUCUGCAAACAGUGCACGGAGAAGCCUUAAGCGCCGCCGCUGCCGCCCUCCCCCCCCUUCCCAAUGCCGCCGCGGCCCCGGGGAGCGGCGACAGCCGGGCCGGGGGGCGCGGGGGCAGCGAGGGGACUGCCCGGCCCCCGCCUCCCUCCGCCCGGCCUCGCCUCGC
Molecule: messenger RNA, 1181 nt
Organism: Cuculus canorus (common cuckoo)
Lineage: Eukaryota; Metazoa; Chordata; Aves; Cuculiformes; Cuculidae
Gene: BHLHE22
Product: basic helix-loop-helix family member e22
Exons: 1
Coding region: 137-1045 (302 amino acids)
Molecular function (GO): protein dimerization activity
Source: RefSeq, a predicted model, not a curated record